This is a messenger RNA of Penicillium macrosclerotiorum, 513 nucleotides long. It is a transcript of the gene arp1, whose product is annotated as scytalone dehydratase arp1. Gene Ontology annotation, molecular function: scytalone dehydratase activity. NCBI's taxonomy places the organism in Eukaryota, Fungi, Ascomycota, Eurotiomycetes, Eurotiales, Aspergillaceae. The record is from RefSeq and is a predicted model, not a curated record. The coding region runs from base 1 to 513 and encodes 170 amino acids. The transcript has 4 exons. Gene Ontology annotation, biological process: melanin metabolic process.
AUGUCGCCUGCAAUGAAACUCAAUGCCGAGCCUAACUUGGACAUUAGUUUCCAAGAUUAUCUCAUCCUUUCAAAGCUCGUAUUUGACUGGGCAGACAGCUAUGAUGCAAAGGACUGGGAUCGUCUUCGCGGUAUCAUUGCCCCGACAUUGACGGUGGACUAUACCAAGAUCGGCCUUAAGCGAUGGGAUGACAUGGCGGCUGAGGACUACAUGAAAAUGGUGACACACCCGGGAUUCCUAGGAGACCCCACCAUCAAGACACAACACUUACUCGGUCAAACAUGGUGGGAAAAGAUCUCGGAUACCGAGGUUAUCGGCCACCAUCAACUUCGUGCCGCCCAUCAGGUAUACACUGACGACAGUCUUGCGGAGGUAAAGCUUCGUGGUCAUUCGCAUGCCACAAACGAGCACUACUACCGUAAGGUCAACGGAGUGUGGAAGUUCGCCGGGCUGAAGCCUAAUGUGAGAUGGAACGAGCUUAGAUUUGAGGAGGUUUUCCGAGGACUGGACUAA